Molecule: messenger RNA, 2559 nt
Organism: Enterobius vermicularis (human pinworm)
Lineage: Eukaryota; Metazoa; Nematoda; Chromadorea; Rhabditida; Oxyuridae
Source: the annotation of a GenBank genome assembly
AUGGCUGAGGUUAAACGAUCGUUGAUUGAGAUUAAAAAAGAGAAGGACGAUGACGACGACGAAGAGGAAUCUGGUGAUGCAGAAACUAAUCCAGAAACUAUUGGAGAGUUUUGUAGAAGACAAGCUAGAAAUAUAUUGCAUUUUUUGGUGGAAGAUUGGUGCCUCUCCGGUCUUCUUGGAAUUAUUACCGCUGUACUGUCUGUUGGGAUGGAUGUACUCAUCGAACAGCUACAGCACUUGCAUGUUUACUUGUAUGAUAAAGCCGUUUUGAUUAGCGAUUAUUUGGCGUUGUUUCAAUGGUUAGCACACGAAAUUUUACUGACAUUCUUUGCUGCAGCCGCCUGUUAUUUCCUUUCCAAACAAGCUGUUGGUUCUGGUAUUCCGGAAGUAAAGGUAAUUAUGCAUGGCAUGAAAAUGAAGAACUAUCUAACAGUAAAGACAUUGGCAGCAAAGAUGACGGGUUUGACACUGGCAAUGGGUAGCGGUUUACCAAUUGGUAAAGAGGGUCCAUUUGUGCAUAUUGGAGCAAUUGUUGCAACGCUGUUAAGCAAACUGACACAUUCGUGUCAGUAUUCAGCAUUUUUUUCAAACGAAGGUCGUGAAACUGAACUGUUGUCAUCGGGUUGUGCUGUUGGUAUUGCCUGUACAUUUUCGGCACCAAUUGGAGCUGUUUUAUAUGCCAUAGAAUCAACCUCAAAAUAUUUUGCUGUGAAAAAUUAUUGGCGAAGCUUUUUGGCAGCCACAUGUAGCGCAAUUGUAUUUCGUUUCGCAAAUUUCUUCGUUACAGCAGAACAAAGUGGAACAAUUACGGCUUUCUAUCAAACAAGUUUUCCAACAGAAAGUUUUUUGAUUGAAGAACUGUUAGCAUUCGCACUUCUUGGCUUAAUCAGUGGAUUAGCUGCAGCGCUUUUUAUCUUUACGCAUCGUCGAAUUUCGCUAUUUCGACAAAAGAAUAAAAUUUUUAAAAUGAUUUUCCGAAAAAACUUUUUUACAUUUACGAUUUUUAUGGCUGCUGUAGUUGCCAUUCUAACGUAUCCAAAAGGUUUUGGAUUAUAUAUUGCUGGAAAGUUAACAUUUCGUGAAACUAUGGCAGAUUUUUUCAAUAACUGUACAUUAUUUACCCACAAUAUAACCAGUGUACAUUCAUGUCCAGAAAGUCUAUUAGCACAUUGGACGAAUGGUGAAUCUGGUGGACUUAGCAUAUUCCUUUCACUUACCUGUUACCUUAUCACUUAUUUCUUUUUGGUUGCAAUAUGCAUCUCAAUCAGUGUACCAGCCGGUGUAUUUGUACCUUCAUUUAUUAUUGGAGCUUGUGGUGGACGACUUAUGGGUGAAGCAAUGGCAUAUGUUUUCCCAAGUGGACUUCGCGGGGUUGGCGGUCCACUGAUUUAUCCCGGUUUAUAUGCUGUUGUUGGUGCUGCUGCGUAUACCGGUGCUGUAACACACACACUAUCUGUAGCAGUCAUUAUAUGUGAACUAACAGGCCAACUUGCUCCAAUUCUUCCUGUUUUGAUUGCAAUGCUGAUGGGUAAUGCAAUAUGUAAGUUUUUGCAACCAUCAAUAUACGAAAGUAUCAUUCGAAUCAAGAAGUAUCCAUAUCUUACCGACCUUCCACCUUCUCGUAUUAGUGUACAUACUGUAAAAGUGGAACAAAUAAUGGUCAAAAAUGUUGUUUAUAUCACUAAAACAACUACCUAUAAGGAACUGAGAGAAAUUCUUCAAUCAGCACCACGGCUGAAAAGUUUUCCAGUUGUCACAGAUCACAAGUAUAAAAUAUUGUUGGGUUCUGUAGCCAGAAAAUAUUUAAUUGUUUUGUUAAAACGUUAUGCCGCUGAAGAGUUUGGUGGUAGAUUAACGAAGAAACGAACGACUGAUCUAUUUAGUUCAAUCAAAAGAUCGUCUAUGAGACUAUCUCGACGGUCAUCACGUCGUUCAGUCACUGAAGGUACCCCACGUCAUAGUGUCAUUAAGGAAGAGACGGUUGACGAACGUUCAGUUGGAGGCACUAUUACCGGAAAUACUUUGUUGGCAAUUUCACCUCUUCAUGCUCCAAACAUAGUGCCAUUGGCUGCUUUGUUCACAAGACCAAGUGCAGCCGAGCUGAAGAACGAGGACGGCCACAAAAUGGACAAAGAAGAAUUACUAAGCAGGGUGAUUGACCUGGAUGAAGUUGCAAUUGAUGCAGCACCAUUUCAGCUGGUUCUAGGAUCCUCUUUGUACAAAGUACAUUCCUUAUUUUCUCUACUCGGUUUGUCUCACGCUUAUGUGACGGACUGUGGCCGACUAAUCGGUGUAAUAGCCCUUAAAGAGUUACGUGAUGCAUUAGCAAAUAUUUACGUGAGAGGAGCAGUUCCUGCUAAGGUUGAUCGUCGUUUGACAUCUAGCGGAUACUACCUUUCUCGGAAUUCUGACGAUACAUGGCUGAAAAAUGAGGAUACGAUAAGGACAAUUUCAAGCCGUUAUGAAAACAGCAUAAAAGAUUUUGGGAACGACGAUACAAUGAAAUCGUCAGCAUAUGGUGUUACCUUGACAGUACCAAGCACCAACAGUAUGCAAUAG